UGGAGAGCGUUUGGAAGAAGAGAAUGGUUUACUGGUUACAGUGCUGUGUUGGAUAGCAGGAACCGCCGCUGCUGAAAUAUAGAAUAAUGCAAAGACGCGGAUGGACGAAGUGGAAGAUGGGGCUUGGAAAUCUAUUAAGCAAAUCAAAUAUUGCUUUUAAAGCAUAGCAUUUGGUUAGACGACAGAUGGUUUUACCACGGACACAGAAACCAAAAGAAAAGGGAGAUUCAGCAAGAGGAAAGUGACCAGGCGCUCAAUGUUUAUGGACAGACCAACGCAUCUCUGGCAGAUGUAAUGGAAACAAUAUCUCUGCUCCAGUUUCUCUUUGAAAUGUAUCAAGGGAAACAGAUAACUGACUCUCAGGGCUAAUCAAGCAGUGGUUGAGUUUGAAAGUGGAUGCACUCAAAGCACUGUGCCCUGUCAUGCACAACACCAUGUUAAAGCAACAAACCUGGAAUAACACUGGGCAUUCAGUCCAGCCAAUGAGAAAGCCAUGGAAAAAGUUAGUGGAAAAUGUACAGUAUAAGCCUCAAUUGUGACUCUUUUCUUGCCCCAUAUAUUAAGCGACGUCUCAAAAACUGCUUUUCUUGUCCAAAACCAUUCUGUGUUUUCUCAGAAGGGAGCCUCAGUUUCACUUUGGCUUUAUGACAACGCUAAGGACAGCUGCAAUCAACUUGGAAAAGCACAUGUGGAGUCAACAAAAUGGAUAUUCGAAUUUACAGCUGGCCCACUCUGGGUUGAAAAUGUGAGGGCAAGGAAAGCCCUAUGAGGAAUAGUCGGAAUAGCAGUAUCUCAAAAUGGCCCAAACCAGUUUGCUGCAGGGGAAGCGUUUUUACUGCAGGGACUGGGUCUUCCACAAGAUCCAGCACUGCAUCCGGGAAAAAACGAAUGGCCUGAGUGGUGUGACCACCACUCCCAGCAAGCAGUCCUCUGCCUCCGGUACUGGCGCACCCAACCCCAGCGGCAGUUCCGCAGCAGGCUCUGCGAAGGCCACCACCUGGGGGGUGUUGCUGGUGGGGGGGCCUGGGAGUGGGAAGACGGCCCUAUGCACAGAGCUUCUGUGGCCCACCUCAGCCCAGGGGGCUCAUCGGGGGCUGCAGCAGCAGAAUCUGGCCUUCCAUUUUUGCCGUGCGGACGACUCGGACACACUCUGCCUUGGCGGCUUCAUCCGAGGCCUGGUGGCCCAGAUCUGCCAGAGCGGCCUGGUGCCGGAUUACAAGGAGAAGGUGCAUGAACCAGCGGUGCAGAGCGCCCUGCAGCCCGGGGAGUGUGAGAGAAACCCCACUGAGGCUUUCAAGAGGUGUGUUCUCCUCCCACUCUUGAGCGCCAAGCCGCCUCAGCAGGCCCUCUUCCUCCUGGUAGACUCUAUUGACGAAGGCUGUCAGCUGGGUGAGGGGGAACAGAGGUCUUCAGGUUCAGGCACCCCCAGAACCAUCGCUGAGCUUCUGGCCAGCCACCAUGAGUUCUUCCCACCCUGGCUCCUCCUCAUCUGCUCAGCACGCCGACAGAACAGGGCCAUCACCAAACUGUUCACAGGAUUCCGUAAAAUCAGCCUGGAUGACCUCCGUAAAGCCUACAUCGUCAAGGACGUGCAGCAGUACAUCCUCCACAGACUCGACCAGGAGGAGGCCCUUCGCCAGCAUCUUACCAAGGAGACAGCCGAGAUGCUCAACCAGCUGCACAUCAAAAGCAGCGGCUGCUUCCUGUACCUGGAACGAGUGCUGGACGGGGUGGUGGAGAACUUCAUCAUGCUGCGAGAGAUCCGUGACAUCCCCGGCACCCUCAAUGGCCUCUACUUGUGGCUCUGCCAAAGGCUGUUUGUCCGGAAGCAGUUUGCCAAAGUCCAGCCCAUCCUCAACGUGAUCCUCGCCACCUGCAGGCCGCUUACUGUCAAGGAGCUUUACUAUGCUGUCUGGACCAAAAACAUGGCCCUCACCAUGGAGGACUUUCAGAAGAAGUUGGACAUCCUCUCCAAGUUGUUGAUCGAUGGCCUCAGAAGUACUAAGAUCCUCUUUCACUACAGUUUUGCCGAGUGGCUCCUGGAUGUUAAGCAUUGUACCCAAAAGUACUUGUGUAAUGAAGCGGAGGGACAUAGAAUGAUGGCAAUGAGUUACACUUGCAGGGCCAAGCAGCUCAAACCGCUGGAGGUGCAGGAGUUUGCCCUGCAUCUGAUCAAAUCCAACCUGCAGAUAGAGCCUUUCAACCUGGCUCUUUGGAUGGUGUGGAAUGGCACCCCGACUAAAGACUCUCUUUCCACCUCCAUACCUAAAGAACAGGAGGUGCUACAGCUUCUGGUCAAAGCUGGGGCUCAUGUCAACAACGAGGACGACCAUGCCUCUUGCAUAGUGCAGCAGGCACUGGAGAGAGAGGAUUCCAUUCGGACAUUGCUAGACAAUGGGGCCUCUGUGAACCAAUGUGAUUCCAGUGGCAGAACUUUGCUGGCCAAUGCUGCGUACAGUGGAAACCUGGAUGUGGUGAACUUUCUCAUAUCCAGAAGAGCCAACAUGGAGCUGGUGGACAGCCAUGGACAAACGGCACUUACUCUUGCUGCAAGACAAGGGCAUACUAAGGUGGUCAACUGCCUCAUUGGCUGUGAGGCAAACAUCAAUCACACAGACCACGAUGGGUGGACCGCCCUUAGGUCUGCAGCCUGGGGUGGGCAUUCGGAGGUGGUGUCUGCUCUCCUCUAUGCCGGUGCCAAAGUUGACUGUGCUGAUGCCGACAGCAGAACCGCCUUGAGAGCCGCAGCUUGGGGAGGUCAUGAAGACAUCGUGCUGAACCUCCUCCAACACGGGGCAGAAGUCAACAAAGCAGACAAUGAAGGAAGGACGGCUCUCAUUGCAGCGGCAUACAUGGGGCACAGAGAAAUCGUAGAGCACCUCUUGGAACACGGGGCAGAGGUGAACCAUGAAGAUGCGGACGGAAGGACAGCCCUCUCAGUUGCUGCUCUCUGUGUGCCUGCAAGUAAAGGUCAUGCCUCUGUCGUAAGCCUCCUCAUUGACAGGGGUGCAGAGGUGGACCACUGCGACAAAGACUGCAUGACCCCCCUCCUUGUGGCUGCCUAUGAAGGACAUGUGGACGUAGUUGAUCUGCUGCUGGAAGGUGGAGCUGACGUGGAUCACACUGACAACAAUGGCCGAACGCCUCUUCUUGCAGCAGCAUCCAUGGGCCAUGCCUCUGUUGUCAAUACCCUGCUUUUCUGGGGUGCAGCUGUAGACAGCAUCGACAGUGAAGGAAGGACUGUUCUGAGCAUAGCGUCCGCUCAAGGGAAUGUAGAGGUGGUCCGAACUCUGCUGGACAGAGGGCUAGAUGAAAAUCACAGAGAUGACUCAGGCUGGACCCCACUGCACAUGGCCUCAUUUGAGGGUCACCGGCAAGUAUGCGAUGCCCUCAUUGAGCAAGGUGCCCGAUGCACAGAGGUGGAUAACGAUGGUCGAAUACCCCUGAUAUUGUCUGCGCAAGAGGGCCACUAUGACUCUGUCCACAUUCUUCUGGACAACAAGUCUUGCAUCGACCAGAGAGGUUACGAUGGGAGGAAUUCUCUCAGGGCAGCUGCACUGGAAGGCCACAGGGAUAUUGUUGAACUGUUGCUGAGUCAUGGUGCGAAUAUAGAUUAUAAAGACGCAGACGGACGCCCAACAUUAUACAUAUUGGCACUUGAGAAUCAGCUAGCAAUGGCGGAGUACUUCCUGGAAAAUGGGGCAAAUGUGGAAGUCAGCGACACAGAGGGAAGGACAGCCCUCCACGUGUCCUGCUGGCAAGGGCAUGUAGAAAUGGUCAGGAUGCUGAUCAACUAUCAUGCCGACGUGAACUCUUGUGACAACGAGAAGCGAUCGGCCCUCCAGUCAGCAGCUUGGCAAGGCCACGCAAAUGUUGUGCAGUUCUUGAUUGACAAUGGCACUCACGUGGAUAAUACAUGUAAUCAGGGGGCAACAGCGCUUGGCAUUGCUGCCCAAGAGGGGCACAGAGAUGUAGUGCAGAUCCUUCUGGAGCAUGGCGCUGACCCCAACCACGCAGACCAGUUUGGACGCACAGCCAUGCGUGUGGCUGCAAAAGGGGGGCAUUCAAUGAUCAUCAAACUUCUUGAGAAGUAUGGGGCCUCGAGUCUUAAUGGCUGUAGUCCUUCGCCAGUACACACUAUGGAACAGAAAAUCCCACUCUCUGUGUCUGGGAAAAUGCACUCCCUCACAAUAAAAUCCAACAGCUCUGGCAGCACAGGAGCUGGAGAUAUGCAGUUAUCUGGACGUGGUUUACAGAACGGUCCUGUCCACGCCUUCAGCUCCCCUUCGGAAUCUCCUGACUCUACCGUGGACAGACAGAAGUUGUCUCUCUCAAAUAAUUCCCUCAAAAGUUCGAAGAACUCCUCACUGAGAACCACCUCGUCCACAGCGACUGCACAGACUGUGCCCAUAGAUAGUUUCCACGGAAUGACCUUCACAGAGCAAAUCCAGCAACACUCUCUGCCUCGCAGUCGGAGCCGACAAUCCAUCGUCUCACCUUCCUCCACCACCAAGUCCAUUGGACAUCAGCAAGGGUCUCCGAGUGAAUUUGACUGGGCUCAGGUUAAGCCAGGUCUCAAGUCGACCAAAGGGAGCAAGACCGAAAAUACCACAUCCAACAGCAAAGGGGGGUCUGGAGACAAGAAAAGGCUCAAGAGCAUUGGCUCAACCCAGGGUCAGGUGUUAGAAUAUGAGAUGACCCAGUUUGAUAAGAGGAUUGCGCUCAACAAGUCUGUAGCGAGCAUUGCGGUCAAAGAUCCUCAUUGCAAGAUCAUAGUUGGUGGCUCCACCCAGCCAGAAGUGGGACUGACCCAAGAGCAGUUAUUCAUCCAACAGCAGAGCAUUGCAGAGAAGAAGCGAAAUGGCAUUAUGACCAACCCCAACUACCAUCUUCAGGGCAAUCAGGUUUUCCUCGGGAGGGUUUCUGUCCAUAGGACUGUACAGAAUAGAGGGCACCAGGACGUUCUGGAGAACUACCCCAUAGGGGAGACUGAAUUAAGCCUUAAACAAGUCUUGAAACUGCAGAUAGAAGGAUCUGACCCUGGGUUUAACUACAAAAAGGAGACUCCAUUAUAGCUGAUGUCUUGAAUACCAUUCGUCAUGCAGACAUCGGAGGGAAUGUGCCAAAGCAACUAUGUUCAUCCGCAUAAGAACCGAUUGAAUUGUUUUCCACUCUCAAGUGGAACACCUCAGAAAACCUAAGGGAAGAAUGUUGAUCGCUGCACAAGGCUUACAUGAACUGAUACUUCAAUGUGCCUACAUCUGUUACAGUCUUCUCAGUGUAAUCAUGCACACUAUCAUUUAAUUUAAUGUAUUGAUAUUUAUGCAGUGUAUGCACUUUUUAAAAAGAGAAUGACAAACAUGCAUUUGUUCAGUCUCCCGUUUAUGCUCAUGUGGUUCAAACGAAUUGUUCAAAAGGAUCAUAUAUAUAUUUUGUGUGUGUUGUUUUGUCCUGGAGUCAUACACACCAACAGCAAUUUACCACUGAGUUCAUUGUCACAUCUGAUCAGAGGGACAUCAAGAUAAUCGAUGACAUGGGAUAAUGUUGCACGUGUUGAUACUCUGUCUUUCUGAAAACCCCAAAUAAUCGGUGUUUAACUUUGUUCAGUGUGCUAAGCAUAUACUAUAUAUAAAAAGGUAUGUGGACACCCCUUCAAAUUAGUGGAUUCUGCUAUUUCAGACACACCUGUUGCUGAGGGGUAUAAAAUCGAGCACGCAGAAAUGCAAUCUCCAUAGACAAACAUUGUCAGUAGAAUG
Molecule: messenger RNA, 5756 nt
Organism: Oncorhynchus mykiss (rainbow trout)
Lineage: Eukaryota; Metazoa; Chordata; Actinopteri; Salmoniformes; Salmonidae
Product: ankyrin repeat domain-containing protein 50
Molecular function (GO): protein binding
Source: RefSeq, a predicted model, not a curated record